AUGGGGAAAGCGACUCUCAGCGGAUAUUCUCGAGCUUUGUAUCUCGAUUUUACGAAACCUGGAAGCACCUUCAACAAUUCGGGAAAAUAUUCCAAUCACGUGAAUAUAUUGGACAACCUUGGAAGUCUUGGCUCUUCCGCUCGAUUUCCGCCAAUGCUUUUUCCGCCCCGGUCCAGAGCCAACUCCGAGCGGAUCUCUCAGCACAUAAAUGUUAUAUACCACUCAUCCAGUCUAAACCAGAUGGCGACAAUGUUUCGCCCUUGGAUCCCAAAAGCCGCUCGACUCCCAUCACCAUGUAUUGUAAAGUAUCCAGUCCCAUCGUCGCUAACUCGGCGAACAUUCACCUCUACGCCUUCACACCUCAACGAUGAUAGCACGCAACAAUCCACAACCACCAAUGCACCUUCAGCCCACACAAGCAUAUACAAAAAUUUCGGCCGGGCCUUUGCAAAAGUCUUUCUAGGUGGCGUGCUCACGUACCAGAUUAUCUAUUGGGCAUGGAUGAGGCUGGAGGUUGAUGAAGAGAAGGUGAUGAAGAACACUGGGCUGGAAAGUAAGGCGCGGGAGUUAUCGGCGACGCUGAAGAAGAAUGCUGAGUGA
Histoplasma mississippiense is the source of this 600-nucleotide messenger RNA. RefSeq lists its product with no specific name. The transcript is spliced from 3 exons. The record is from RefSeq and is a predicted model, not a curated record. Lineage: Eukaryota; Fungi; Ascomycota; Eurotiomycetes; Onygenales; Ajellomycetaceae. The coding region runs from base 1 to 600 and encodes 199 amino acids.